Molecule: messenger RNA, 479 nt
Organism: Cooperia oncophora
Lineage: Eukaryota; Metazoa; Nematoda; Chromadorea; Rhabditida; Trichostrongylidae
Source: the annotation of a GenBank genome assembly
GCUACGUUUGCCCUGAUAUUCUCAAAGAAUUCAUAAAAUAUGAUACGGAUGGCUCAAAGUGGUUGAAAACUUAUCAUGGUAUUAAUAAUAUCACCAAGAAAGAGUUUGUCGUCGACGUAGGAUACGAACGUUUCCUUGGUCCAGAAAUUUUCUUCCAUCCUGAGUUCGCUAAUCCGGACUUUACUACGCCUAUUUCGGAUAUAAUCGAUAAUGUUAUACAACAGUGUCCCAUCGAUGUUCGUCGAGGCUUAUAUGAAAAUAUUGUUUUAUCAGGAGGUUCCACAAUGUUCAAGGAUUUCGCUCGUAAACUUCAACGAGAUAUCAAGCGAAUCAGUGAGAAUAGACUGGCUCUUAGUGAAGCUCUGAGUGGCGGACAUCUAAAGCCUGAAUUCUAUAAAGUAUCACAUACGAAAGAAGAAUAUAUGGAAAGAGGUCCUUCCAUUUGCCGGCACAAUCCCGUCUUUGGAGCGCUCACAUAA